Sinocyclocheilus anshuiensis is the source of this 5865-nucleotide messenger RNA. RefSeq names its product unconventional myosin-Ie-like. Bases 1 to 3783 code for a protein of 1260 amino acids. Gene Ontology annotation, cellular component: cytoplasm; microvillus; myosin complex. The record is from RefSeq and is a predicted model, not a curated record. Gene Ontology annotation, biological process: endocytosis; actin filament organization; glomerulus development. The transcript has 31 exons. Lineage: Eukaryota; Metazoa; Chordata; Actinopteri; Cypriniformes; Cyprinidae. Gene Ontology annotation, molecular function: ATP binding; actin filament binding; microfilament motor activity.
AUGGGAAGAGAGGGGAGCCGGGGACACUACCGGUACCACUGGCAAAGCCACAAUGUCAAGCAGAGUGGUGUGGAUGAUAUGGUGUUGCUCUCCAAGAUCAAUGAGGACGCCAUUGUGGAAAACCUCAAGAAGAGAUAUAUGGAUGACUUUAUUUUUGGGAGCCGGGGACACUACCGGUACCACUGGCAAAGCCACAAUGUCAAGCAGAGUGGUGUGGAUGAUAUGGUGUUGCUCUCCAAGAUCAAUGAGGACGCCAUUGUGGAAAACCUCAAGAAGAGAUAUAUGGAUGACUUUAUUUUUACAUACAUCGGUCCUGUACUCAUCUCAGUGAACCCUUUCAAACAAAUGCCUUACUUUGGGGAGAAAGAAAUAGAGAUGUACCAAGGCGCGGCUCAGUAUGAGAACCCUCCUCAUAUCUACGCUCUAGCCGAUAACAUGUAUAGAAACAUGAUGAUUGAUCGUGAGAACCAGUGUGUCAUUAUCAGCGGUGAGAGCGGAGCAGGGAAGACGGUAGCGGCAAAGUACAUCAUGAGCUACAUCUCCAAAGUUUCAGGUGGAGGUCCCAGAGUUCAGCAUGUCAAAGACAUCAUUCUACAGUCCAACCCUCUUUUGGAGGCCUUCGGGAAUGCUAAGACAGUGAGGAACAACAACUCCAGUCGAUUUGGGAAAUACGUUGAGAUUCAGUUCAGUUCCGGCGGUGAGCCAGAUGGUGGGAAAAUCUCCAACUUCCUUUUGGAAAAAUCACGUGUGGUGAUGCGGAAUCCUGGAGAGAGGAGCUUCCACAUCUUCUACCAGCUAAUAGAGGGAGCCAAUGGAGACCAGAAAAGUAGUCUGGGUAUCACCAAACUGGAUUACUACUCUUACCUCAACCAGUCAGGUUCCUACAAGGUUGACGAUAUUAAUGACAAGCACGACUUCCAGGAAACCUUGCAUGCCAUGGACGUGAUUGGUAUCUCAGGGAUGGACCGCACCCUGGUACUGCAGAUUGUGGCAGGAAUUCUUCACCUUGGGAACAUCGGCUUCAAGGAAGCAGGGAAUUAUGCUGCUGUAGAAAAUGACGAGUUUCUGGCAUUUCCUGCCUUCCUGUUGGGCAUCGAUCAGCAUCGCCUUAAAGAAAAACUCACCAGCCGUAAGAUAGAUGGCAAGUGGGGGGGCAAGUCCGAGUCUAUAGACGUAACUCUGAAUGUGGAACAGGCGUGUUUCACACGUGACGCUCUCUCCAAAGCCCUGCACGCUCGUGUUUUUGACUACCUGGUGGAGUCGAUCAAUAAAGCCAUGGUUAAGGACCAUCAGGAGCUGAACAUUGGAGUAUUGGAUAUUUAUGGCUUUGAGAUAUUUCAGAAAAAUGGAUUUGAACAGUUCUGUAUCAACUUUGUGAAUGAAAAACUGCAGCAGAUUUUCAUUGAGCUGACUCUGAAAGCUGAGCAGGAAGAGUAUGUGCAGGAAGGAAUCCGAUGGACUCCCAUAGAGUACUUCAACAAUAAGAUUGUCUGUGACCUCAUUGAGAGUAAAGUAAAUCCUCCAGGCAUGAUGAGUAUACUGGACGAUGUGUGUGCUACUAUGCACGCGAAGGGUGAAGGUGCAGAUCAGACGAUGCUGCAGAAGCUCCGCAUGCAGAUCAACAAUCACGAGCACUUUAACAGCUGGAACCAGGGCUUCAUCAUCCACCAUUACGCUGGCAAGGUGUCUUAUGAUGCAGAGGGUUUCUGUGAGAGGAACAGGGACGUGCUGUUCACUGACCUGAUCGAGCUGAUGCAGAGCAGUGAAAUAACUUUCAUCCGUGCCCUGUUCCCAGAAAACCUCAAUGCUGAGAAAAAAGGCAGACCCACUACAGCAGGGAGUAAAAUCAAGAAACAAGCCAAUGAUCUGGUGAGCACCCUGAUGAAGUGUACACCUCACUACAUCCGCUGUAUCAAACCCAAUGAGACCAAGAAACCCAAAGACUGGGAGGAGAGCCGAGUGAAGCACCAGGUGGAGUAUCUGGGUCUGAAGGAGAAUAUAAGAGUAAGACGUGCCGGCUAUGCUUACAGAAGAGUCUUCCGCAAGUUUUUGAACAGAUAUGCCAUUUUGACGAUGGAGUCAUGGCCGACGUGGCGCGGGGAUGAGAGGCAGGGUGUGCUUCAUCUCCUGCGCUCCGUAAACAUGGACCAAGACCAGUAUCAGCUCGGACAUACCAAAAUCUUCAUCAAAGCCCCUGAGUCGCUCUUCCUGCUGGAGGAGACGAGAGAGCGCAAAUUUGAUGGUUAUGCCAGAGCCAUUCAGACGGCCUGGAGGAAAUAUUGUGCACGCAAAAAAUAUGUUCAGAUGAGAGAGGAGGCCUCUGAUCUGCUGCUGAACAGGAAGGAGAGAAGAAGGCACAGCUUGAACAGGAACUUUGUGGGUGAUUACCUAGGUAUGGAUGACCGGCCUGAGCUCAGGCAGUUUGUGGGGAAGAGGGAGAAGAUCGAUUUUGCAGACAAAGUCAACAAAUUCGACAGGCGGUUUAAGAGCAUCAAGAGAGACCUGAUCCUCACCCCUAAAUCCGUCUACCUGAUUGGAAGAGAAAAAGUGAAGCAGGGACCGGAGAAAGGGAUGGUGAAAGAGGUCCUGAAGCGCAAAAUUGACGUAGAGAAGAUAAUGGCUGUUUCUUUAAGCACAAUGCAGGAUGACUUCAUGAUCCUGCACGAGGAGGAGUAUGACAGCCUGCUGGAGUGUGUAUUCAAGACGGAGUUCAUCAGUUUACUGGCACGCCGAUACGAAGAGAGAACACAGAAAAAGCUACCUCUCAAAUUUAGCACCACGCUUGAAAUGAAACUGAAAAAAGAAGGUUGGGGACCCUGGAAUGCCGGAGGGUCCAGACAAGUGCAGUUCAUCCAAGGUCAAGGGGAUGUAGCUGGGCUGAGACCCUCAAACAAAAUGCUGCAGGUCAGCAUUGGACCGGGUUUGCCCAAAAAUUCACGUCCUACUAAGAAGGGCAUCACUCAAAGCCGUCCCAGCAUGUCCAGGACGCAUCACCACACCCCAACACGAGUCGCACCCGGCCCUCCAGCAGUUGCUCACCAGAAUGGAGGUCUGAAGAACGCAAAUCAUGCUGUCAAUCAGAGAAAUUCGCAACAUCACAGCAAUCAGAGGCCGACACCUGGAAACAUGGCUCGUCCGUUCCUGCCUACUAAUGUGAUCACUCGUGUUGUGUGUCAUUCAGUGCUAUUCGUCAUCCAUGCAAGACCUCAUACACCCAAAUUCAAUCAUUCAGGUCCUACUAAGAAGGGCAUCACUCAAAGCCGUCCCAGCAUGUCCAGGACGCAUCACCACACCCCAACACGAGUCGCACCCGGGCCUCCAGCAAUUGCUCACCAGAACGGAGGGCUGAAGAAUGCAAAUCACGCGGCCAAUCAGAGAAACUCGCAACAUCACAGCAAUCGGAGGCCGACAUCUGAAAACACGGCCCAUCCCUUCUUGCCUACUAAUGUCAGUCAGCUCAAGGACAGAGGCAGGAGACAGGCACCCCAGCAAACCAACCUGGAUUUCCUCAAAGUACCAGACCAAGGGGCCGCAGGGGCCCACAGACAGUCCACAAACAGGCCCACUCCAGGAGGUGGCCGUCCCAAACCAGCCCCCAAGCCGAAGCCCCAGGUGCCUCAGUGUAAAGCUCUUUAUGCCUACGAUGCCCAAGACACAGAUGAGCUCAGUUUCAACGCAGAUGACAUCAUUGACAUCAGUAAGGAAGAUGCCUCUGGAUGGUGGACAGGGAGGUUGAGAGGUAAACAAGGCCUUUUCCCAAACAACUACGUGACUAAGAUCUAAGCUCUUCUGCCGUUAAUGAGGGGACCAGACUUGAACCUCAGCGGACUUGUUAGAUGAAGGACAAAAAAGGAGGGAAAACUGAGAUAAUGAAGGAAGGAGCGAGGUGUGCCGUGGCUGUGGUCAAACUCCUCAUAAGCUCUGUGUUCUGGUGUCACUUGAGGCCAUGUGGGCAGACGCCGGUCGGUUGGACACGAAACUUCUCCAGGGCACUGAAUACUGAACUGUCCCUGUGAGCACUGAUCAAAACUAUUUAUUGUAUUUAUAUUAUAGCAUUCUGCAGUUUAUUUCUGAUGUGGUUUGUUCAUCUGUCAUUGAUAUUUAAGGUGAUCUUAAUUCACUUGAAGAGAUGAAGUAGCCAUUUUAUGUGGGAACAGGCCUUUUAGAGUCACCUGCUGUUCAUCAUUUUUAUUUUAUUUUAAUUUUUUUCUCCAAUUUCUUGAAGUCAUGUCUAAAUCAAUGGUUUUAGUGGGGAAUGUUUUGCUGCUAAGGACCAUUUUACAUGUUAUUCCCUUUCAUCUUGUUAAGAGAAACCCUAAUGUAAAAAAUGCACUAUGGCUCUUGAAAACCAUGGUUUGUAUGCUUUUGAAGUUCAUCAUCUCAGAACAAUGCCGAAUGUGUCAUUGUGCAAAAGAUGCAAACAGUUAAAACUGUCUAAAUUUAAACUACAGUGGUAUUUCCAUGCAUCAAAGACAUAAUCAGCACAUUAUUACUGUAUAGUUAUGAAACGUUUUAUAAGUAUGAUAUCAUACAAAUGUAGUGGUCAGAUCAUCCACACCAACAUUCGCCAAGGUGCUAGUCAGUGAAGAAUCAGAGGCUGGAUCCAUGAAAAUCUUCUUAAGGUGGUUCUCAAGAUCAAUUCAUAAUGUUCUUAAGUACAAUUCUUGAAAAAAAUGUUAUAGGGGAAGUUCCCAUAUACUUUCUUAAGAAUAUAUUUUUUAUUCUUAAGAAUAAAGUGACAGGUGGUGUCUGAUUGUAUACUAUUGUACUGAUGAGGCUGCCUCGUCUAAUACAACAAAUUCAAAAUUUUAUUCUGGUACAUCUUACCCUCAUUUCAUUUUAUGAUACAUUUAAAGUGAACUGGAUUAGACAAUCAUUAUAAAUGUUACUUCCAUCUGGAAUUUUAUUUGGGGGACACCCAAUAAAUUAGUUAAACAUCUUAAUUUUGGGUACUUAAAAGUUAGAGGUUAUCCUAACUUCAAGUUAUUUAUGGUGACUUAACAUUCAAGUAUUUUGGAAAUACAUAUUAGUAACUGAAAGUUAGAAAAGUGCAGUUAAGAUGAAUUUUAUUCUUAAUUUGUGAAUACUUUCACUGUAAAGUUUACAUAGAUAUUGCUGGCAUUUUACAUCAAUCUCAGACCAUUUUAGAAUGCAGGUGAAGUUGAUGAACUGUUUAAGAAGUAUAAUUAUUGGUUUAAUAGAUGCCCACUGGACCAUAGAAAAUCAGUCUUGUUCACUAACCAUGCAUAGAAAAAUUUGUAUGUGAAAUUAACAUUCACAAAUGAUUCAAUAGCUUUCAUACUAAAAUUGAUAUAAAACGUAGGAAUAAUUGAAACCAUAUAUAUGCUAAAAAAUCACAUUUCCUUAGUCACAAUUAUGGCCUCAUAAAUGUGACGAUGAAAUGUUACAGAUACUUCGCCUUAACUCGUAUUUCAAUAAUUAGUGAAUGAGACCCAAUGCAUUGAAAGCUUGUCCUUUUGGAAUUAAACUGAAGGUUAUUAAAAGCACACGUGCAAUAUUGACAGCAGGUGAAAAGACUUUGGGUCUUUAGUUCAACAAGACUAACAUGUCACUGUCAGUAUCAACACACAAGCCAGAAAGUGGUAUUAAAUCUUUGGAAUUUAAUGGAUUCCGGCUUCAAUUUGCCCAAUAAGAGGUAAAGCAAAAACACAGCUCCAGCAAGUUUAUAACAGUAAAAACCAAUUUAAACCCUCAGUUUAAAAAUGUAAUCUUUAUAAAAAGUAGAAACAAAUGUUUAUUUAUACAGACGAUCCAAGAAUAUGUACAUUAGUUUAAAAAGCAGCAGUCCAUCUCCCAAAAUGGCUGAAACAAAAUAAAGUGCAGGUUUUAGUGUCCAUUCCAACA